AUGCCCUCUUUUGCUUUUUUUUUUUUUUUUGCGAAAGAACAAUUUUCUUUGGUGUUUUUCUACCUCUUACUUGUUUCCUUUGAGCUGAUUCCAACACCAAUCCUGUGA
Messenger RNA from Spirodela intermedia, 108 nucleotides. The record is from the annotation of a GenBank genome assembly. Lineage: Eukaryota; Viridiplantae; Streptophyta; Magnoliopsida; Alismatales; Araceae.